Messenger RNA from Fusarium coffeatum, 222 nucleotides. RefSeq lists its product as uncharacterized. Lineage: Eukaryota; Fungi; Ascomycota; Sordariomycetes; Hypocreales; Nectriaceae. The transcript has 3 exons. The coding region runs from base 1 to 222 and encodes 73 amino acids. The record is from RefSeq and is a predicted model, not a curated record.
AUGCCUGCUUCAACUACCUCCCAGAUGCAAAUGCCCCGUGAGCCGGCUCCCGCAGCUUUCCCUGCCGAACGAACCAGCACCGAACAACCGCGCCCGGUUCAACCAAUGUCAAUGGAACAGCCUCAAAUGGGCAUGCGAGGAGGCAAGAACGACGGAGGUGCCAUCUGCUGUGGUAUCUGUGCCGGCCUGUGCUGUUUCGAGUGCCUCGACUGCUGCUGUUAA